GCAGGCCGUUGAAUAUGCUGGUAAAAAUAGAUUUUACUCGUAUGUAGUGGGUGGAGGAGACAGGAGAUGUACAUUGCAACGGGUUGAUAACUAUUCCAAGCGCUGCGCAGGUUAUAGAGGGUUGGUAGGGAGCGGCGAGUAAGCUGUACUGUGAUUGGUCGAGUGUACCGUUUUUUCGUGUACACCACAUCCCUGAAUACAAUAUUCUAGCUUACGGAGAACUCGUUUUCGUUUAGAAGUCAGUCAGUCAGAUUCAGUAGCAGUACAGUAGUAGUCAGUACAUUCGGUUUCGGUUCAUCAGUUCGGUUCAUCGGUUCUCCUUCUCUGUCAGUUGCAUUGCAUCGUUCGGUCUGUUUCUCGUUUCUUUCAUGUGGUGUCGUCGUCUCUUCCGUUGUUGUGUUGUGCUUGUGCGGAUUUCUUUUUGCGAUCGCGUUAUUCGUUUCGAGGUAAGAUGUUCACUGUUCAAUAUCAGUGGCAUCUUUCUUAUUUUUUCAUCAGUUAAAUUAUUUAAAUCGGCAAAUCGGCGUUGUUCGAACCUCUUCUCGCGAUCGCGUGUGACGCCUCGUGCCUCGAAGAAUGAAGAAAUAAUGAUGCAACAUUCAGGAUCCGAGAACCAGCUUCGGUCAGAGCCGGAUUGGUAAAAGUAUACCAAGAAAUGGAUGCCUGAAAAUGCGGACUGUGGAGUACAAAAUUAUUUUCAUGUUCGAGAAUACGUAUAGUAUUUUUCAUUCAUAUUUCGGUCUGAUGCUUUACCCCAAGAGAUCCCGAAUCAUCAGUGUGGUUUGAAGGCUCCUUGUAAUCCAGUCUUAUCAUAUACAGUCCGAAUGUGAAAGCCCAUAGCGUGAUCUCUUAGAUAAUUAACUCGAAUAAACGCGUACACGCUACAAACUUGAGCCAUGGAGUAUUACCAGAGCAAGAAAUCCAGCAUCCGAGACAACAAUACUGUAGUUUACGAAACCCUUGACCGUGGUCAUCAAUCGGAUAUCACGAGGGUUAAAAAACCCGACAAGGCAACCAAUGCUUCGGGCAGACGUAUGUUUACAUUUAUAGGAUCGGCAGGCAGUAGACACCAUCAGCAGCCUAAGCACAAAGCACCUCUUCAUCCACCACCUCCUCCGUCUAGAUCUCGAACUCCGAGCAAGAUGGGAGCGACCCCCAGAACACAAACGCCAAACAGCAGACACGUGCCGAGAUCUAGAAUUCAAUCGACAAGUAAACAUAAACCUUCGUCCAUCAGACAACACUCAGCUAAACGAGAUCAUUCUUCCGCAUCGAAGGUAUCGGAAUCAAAACGUGAUCUAUCUUCGGCAUCGAGGCAAUCUGAGACUAAACAAGCUCGAUCUUCUAGAUCUACCAGUUUGAACGCCAAAAAAGACUCCUCGAGAUCGUCCAGCUCAAACAGUAAACAUCGAGAAAUUAUAGUUUCCGAGGAAGUUCGCGCGUCCAAACCUAGCACACCGAUUGAGAUCAAGAUACCAUCGCCUGAGCCGGCCAAAGACGCAAUCUCACCAGCUAUUUUGGUCAACGACGAGCAUAAAAUUGAAACCAAAGACGAGCACGGGUCGCCGAUCUUGGCCUCGAUUAGUUCAUCUGACGAAGACAACAAAGCCGACGAGGAGGAAAUAUCGUCUUCGCCUUCGGUGGUCGGAUAUCGUAAACUAGUCUAUAAUGAAAAAGACGAUAAAUGGGUCGAGUACUGGAAAAUCGAAGAGGAUGCUAAACGAGCCCAGAAAAAAGCCAGAGCUCAGAAGCUGCUGAGGAAAUGGGAAGUUGGGAAAAACGUACCAAAGCUGCAUCCGGUCAAGGGUCGAAUCACGUCUAAAAUUCAAGUCAUGUUCCCAACUGCUAUUGUGAAACCGGAUAGACGUCACGGAGGUGCUCUCUAUCAGAGCAUAUUGAUGACUGAUCCGCUGAGAAUCGAGUUGCAUAAGCGAAGAGCUCCCAUUGUGCCGACCUACUUUCAAGAACAUAUCGCCAAAUUCGGUAAGUUACCAUUCCGAAAUAAUCCCAGGGCACAUCCGAUAGUUUGAAAGGCGAAACAUAACCUUCGAACCAUAAACCAAAAAUUUUAACCAGAGCGGAUUUUUGAUUUUUACAAAAUAUACAACUAUGUAUUAUUCGCUUUAUUUCGAUCUGUAUACAAGUAAAAAUAAAAUGAAAAGGUUGCCAAUGAUUCAUGCCUUAUUCCCAUAUUCUCCAUUACUCAACUACCCAACUCCAUAAACAUAAACACAUUGGCACCUCUCUACCUAUACACUUGGCUGGCUGAUUUAUAGCGAGUAAAAAAUUAAUUCAAUGUCGAUUCUUCCCCUCACAUAUGCUUCCCUCCUCUGCAUUUUUUUGUACUUAUGACACUGAAGUGCCAUUAAUCCUAUAUCGUGGGCUCAUUUGUCACCAUAUUUGUGAUCUGUAGGAUUAGUCUAACAACUGUCAGCCUCAUUCGCCCUUUUCUUUUCGAUAAUAUUUCCAUAUCGGAUCCGGGUUUUCCUGGAAAAUUAUCUUACAGCUACCUUUAUCCUAAAAAAAAUAAAGGAAAUUAAAUUAAUUUCAGGAAUAAUUACACUUAUUUUUAAAAAUUUUACUUACAACGACAAAGCAUCAAAUUGAAAAAAAAACUUUUAGGUUCUGUUAACUGUUUUAGAGAGCUUCAAAAUCCUAAUUGGAAAUUGCAAAAUCAAAAUAUAGGUACCUAGUAUGAAAUUAUGUAUUUGCCAAAUGUUGAUUACGUUUCUUACCAAAAUUAUAGAUGCCGGAAGAAUUGUUCCGAUCAGAACGAACACAAUGAACUCAUUGAACAUUUCUUCCCUAUACGUAUAGGUUGCAUCGUUUAUCUGAAAACAAGGCACAGAUGUUUACACGGACCGUGUGCUGGAAGAAAAACGUCAGUAGGGCGAUUGAGGAUAUUUGGGUGAGAACCGAAAUAAGGAGAAAUCCCAACUACAUAUUUGAGCAAUAAAACCACGCAAGCUCGAGGGAAAAUUUUAAUGAAAAAAUCACGAGAAUUCAAGGUAAUAAAAUUCGGCAAAAAUUCAGGAAAAAUAAUCAUCAAAAUCAUGGAAAAUUUGUUAUGGAAAAACAUCACUACCAAAAUUCAAGAUAUAAAAAUCAAUCAAGACAGGAGAAAAUCCAUUAAAAACCAUCGAGAAAUUCAAAAAUAAUAAUAGGUACCUAUCGAAAUUUGAAACCUCUUAGUACAUUUCAAAUCAGAACUGAAAAAAAUUAAAUUCAUAACGCUGAAAAAGUAGUUGAAACUUCCCCAAUUUGGAGCCGAAGGACCGUGUGCUGGAAGAAAAACGUCAGUAGGGCGAUUGAGGAUAUUUGGGCGAUUGCGACGUACCUAAUUACCUAUCACGUGUAUUACCUAUAAUGGAGAAACACCUUCAGUUUUUCAAGAAAAAUUCUUAGGACUUACCUGAAGAAUUUAAAGGCAUCGGCCAACAGUUCUUUCCACUCUUCCUAGGUGUUGAUGAAAAUUUGCUGGCCAUCAAUUCUGUUAUCUCAUGGUCAUUGUCAUUCUGUUCAGGCGACUUUGGAGUGUCAUCAUGUGCUUUUUCCCAGGUUUCCAAUAUUGAAACCAUUCUGUCGGUUUUCCUGGAAAAUUAUUUUACAGCUACUUUUAUCCUAAAAAAAAAUGAAGGAAAUUAAAUUAAUUUCAGGAAUAAUUACACUUGCUUUGUAAUUUUUAUUUACGAUGACAAAGCAUCAUCAAAUUGAAAAAAAAACUUGACUGUAUCAAAUAAUGGAGAACACCUUCAGUUUUUCAAGAAAAAUUCUUAGGGCUUACCUGAAGAAUUCAAAGGCAUCAGCCAACAGUUCUUUCCACUCUUCCUAGGUGUUGAUGAAAGUUUUCUGGCCAUCAAUUCUGUUAUCUCAUGGUCAGGAUUAGUUGGGUUAAACACUGGACUCACAUUCCUGAACAUAUGAGUUUUGUAUUUUUGCAUUUAUUUGGCCAAUCUUUGUUCAUUUUUUUAUGAUUGCAUCUAUUUGGCAAAUCAUUAUUUGAGCAUUUCUUUGGAUUGUAGGAUGCUCUCUUCUGUUCACGCUUCUUGCGGUCACAUGAAACUAUCUUGAAGACCUGCUACAAAAUAAAUUGAAUUACAAGAGAAUAUUAAUCAUUCAAAUAAUUGUUGUUGGUGUUGGGAUGGUUCAAUUUUUGAUUAACCUCCGCCACCAUUGGUAAAUGAAGUCCCUAUAAUUUUAUUUUUAUCAUUGUGGCAUUGUGGAAUCCAGUUGAUGACAGUUAAAGAGGAACCGAACGGUGACGGUGCCUUUGAAAUGACGACGCGAGUAAGAUGAUAUGCAAAUUUACUACCUAUAAUAGGGUCAUUCCUUGCCAAAUCGCCGGAUUUCCAGGUUACCAGGUUACCCAGAUGAAAUCAGCAAUAUCUAGUUUACUCGAAAUCUGCAAUCUCUAUGAAGCUGGCAUUCGCCAAUCUUGAAGGUCGAAAACAUUCUACAACUGGUGAGUGAUGAUAUUACUUCUUACAAUUACUCGUAUAGUUCACUUCUAUGACGAAGUAUUCAUUACGAGAUCCAAGGUGUAAACAACACUGUACUUUCAUAGCAAACCAUUUGGUGUUUUUUUUUUUGUGGUUUUCCAACCAAGCCGAAUGUUUGACUAUUUUAGGUACGUACAUUAGUACGAUCAUUGCGUAUUUAAUGCUUGUCCUGGUAGUGUUUGUUUAAUAUCUUUUGUAUCAUAAAAUUGUUUUCUGUUUAACAUGGAAAGCGAAAGCAGUUCUCAAACACGAUUGUGAGCUUCAAUUUAUUAUUUUCAACAAUAUCGAUUUGGCAUUUUGGACGUGCGUUGAUUUUAAUGUUUUCGAGUUUAUUUCUCAAGGUACCGAUCUCGUCUGUCUUUAAGUGAAUGAUUUCAUUCAAUUGACAAACUUCUUCUUUAAGCGUAGACACCUCCUCGUGAUCAAGAACAAUAUCGCCAGCGUUUCGAUUAACUUCUUGUAGUUCUUCGAUUUUCUUUGAUAAAUUCGCAAUAAUAACCGAACUAGCUGUAUCUUACAUCAGGAUUUAUAUAGAUGUAGGGCUUCCACUUUUGCUUCCUCGUCCUUGGUGAAACAAAGGCGGUCAUAUCAGAGGUGCGUGCAUCUGAAUUUUUUUUUCUUUGUUCUUCGGCCAAAGUUGUAACAUUGAUAUUAUGCAGAAGCUGAAAAAUGGAUCAGUGACAGUUGAAAAAGGCAGUUUAUCAGACAUUACCUUCCCUGGGGAUUUACAUCAGAUCCAUGAAUAAGUGUAUAUGGUAAUCGAACACCCAAGUGAAGUCUAGGGUACCAUCAGGGUGAAGAUACUCGAUCUUCCUUUGCGUAUGACCUGAACCUGCCGGGUCUUGUCUCGUCUCGUAAGUGAUAUUUCCCAAACUGUUACGGUAAUAAUCGGGCAGUGGGACAGGUACAAAUUAUUCGCUCAAAUUGAUAACUAAACAUAUUAACUAAAAAUAAAAAAAUAGGUAAAUAAUAUAAUUAUAUUUAAACGUAAUAAAAAUAAAUUAAUUAAAUAUUUAUAAUUAAAAUAUUCAAUAUUAAAUUAAAAAAUCAUAUAAAAAAUAACUAGUUCGUCGAAUAAUAUUCAACUAUCAUCCUAGCUGUAUUUUCAAUCAUCGAUAAUUUCAACCUUGAAUAAUCAAUGUAAAAAAAAUAACAUAAAAAAAAGUGUUGCAGGAUGGCUUCCAUACCUACAUCUUCACAGGUGGGAUUUGUAGGGUUAACUAGGAUCCUCGACAAUCCUUUUAUUUUACAGCAUUCGAUGGUUUGUUUAUAUGUACAAAGAAAUCUUCAUUUUUCCAGCUAAAAUACAGUCAUCCAAUUUUGUGACAAAAUGUUCAUCCCAUGUUGUAAUGUUGACUGUUGCUAUAAAACAGGUGGAUCUUUUAGUAAAAUAUUUCAUUAAAAAAUGUGUAGUGUAGGUACGUAUUUAAAACAUUCCAUACCCGUUCUGUCCGUGAUUUUAAUUUUUCGUAGUGUUUUAUUUUGACUGCUAGAGUGCUAGUGGACUGCACUUCUUCUAUAUGAGUAACUAUGCCACAUACGUUGUUCAUUAUUUUAUGAUUGCAUCUAUUUGGCAAAUCAUUAUUUGAGCAUUUCUUCAGAUUGUAGGAUGCUCUCUUCUGUACACGCUUCUUGCGGUCACAUGAAACCAUCUUGAAGACCUGAAGUCCCAAUACUUUUAUCUUGAUCCUUUUGGCAUUGUGGAAUCCAGUUGAUGACAGUAGUCUUCUAUUUUGACUCUUUAUUCAACUCUUCCCAGUCUUUUGGGUUUCUUUUUGAUCUUACUAUAUGCCAGUUGGAAAGCACACAUUCUAAAACAAAAUGAACAAAUAUCUCAAAAACGUAAUGAACUGAUGAAUAAUUCUUAAAGUAGAGUAUAAAGUUGGACUUCAUAAGGAUUAGUACUCGUACGUUCCGAAUCUUUCUUCAAAAAAUCAAAAUCAAUAAACUCCUCUCGGUCAUGCUCGCAGUUUCCAUUGGUUUUGAAAUCAUUAUACAUGAACCAAGUAUAUUCACUUCAAAGAGAAGUUCGAAGCGUACGAGCUGUAGGCUCUCCAUUUCUGAGCUCAUGCCACCCGGCCCAAAUUCGCCGAUCAUUCUCCGCAUAAUGUCGGUCCCUUUGCAGUCGUUCCCGCCUCUGGACCAUCCGAUUCAGGUGCCUUUCGGCAUAUUCUCGUUCGAGCCGUUGCAUCUGAGCUAUAGGAUGUACAGUGAGUUAAAUUUUUGUUUUUAAAUGUUUGUAUUGAAAGUAAGUUUUAUACUUACUAAUCCAUGCCCAGGCAGCCGGACGUCCAUUUGCGCCGUUGCCGCAUCGUUGGGUGAGCGUUAUAUGUUAAAAUAAAUUAAACUGAAAAUUAAACAAAAAUUAAGUUAUAUUUUCUUAAAAAUUUUAUCAAUUUAAAAAAUUAAAUAAAACAAUAAAUUAAAAUAUACUCACUUCGGUAAUUUUGAAGGACUCUGUGUAUGUUUUUUUGAUUCCGGGGAAUAGAUUACGGGGGCUUUCUGGUUACGCGCUUCAGACACCUUGAAAAUGUAGAUGAAAUCUCGAAGCAACAAACAUCAAAAAAUCGGGACCAUGCGGUCCAAAAUACUUUCCCAGUUUCAGGAAUGAUAUAUUUCAUUAUUUUGAUAUUAAUGCAACAAUAUUAGGGUGGUCCUUAUUUUCACAUUUUCGAAUUUUUUUGAUUCCUCCCCCCAAAGUUGUUCCCUUAUAUGAGAAAAUAAAUCCCUGAAAAUUUUAGUCGGAUCGGAUAAUAUUAACCCGUGCCGCAGAGCAUCUGAAAUUUUAGAACUGGCAGACCGCGUAGCCGUUGUAUUUUCCACGAGAGCUGCGCGGCGUUGUUCGUGUUUUCCCCGACACGCAUAUUUCAUAGUCCUGUAUUCGGCUGGAUGGAGUGAAAAAUUUUUUUUUCAACAAAAAGGUCUUCUUUGGAACCUAAAUAAUGAUUCUGGAGUAUAAUCGGCAUCGGAAAAUAUUUUGAGGUGAUUGAGGAAUAAUUUCUAAAAAAUGCUCAAAAUCAACAUGGGAAAGUUCCAACAAUUUUUGAUUUUGAAAAUGUAAUACCAAAAAGGGAUAUCAAACUAUGUCAAAAUAAACCCCAAACCAGUGUUACCAAUAAUUUAUUUUAUUAAAAAAAAAAUUAAUAUAAAAAUUGAAAUACUUUCCUAGGUAUAUUAAAAAAAUUGAUUUUUAAAAAUUUUUUUCUUUGUUAAAAUUUAAUUUAAAAAUUAUUAACUUAUUAUUACUAAACUUCAAUUGUUUUUAAAAAAACAUAAUUAUUGCUCCUUGAUACUCGUAGCUCACAGGGGUGAUACUUGUCGAAAUCAUUCCAAAAGGCUAUGUCCCUUUAACAAUUUUUAUAAUGAAGAAAAUAUUAUUGGCACGAUGUAACUGAUGUAAGUAAUAGCUGUAAGAGAUGAGCAAUCUAAAAUUGGUAACACCGGUUUGGGAUUUAUUUUGACAUCGUUUGGUAUCCUUUUUUUGGUAUUACAUUAUCAAAAUCAAAAAUUGUUGGAAUUUUUUCAUGUCGAUUUUGAGCAUUUUUUAGAAAUUAUUCCUCAAUCACCUCAAAAUAUUUUCUGAUGCCGAUUAUACUCCAGAAUCUUUCUUUAGGUGUCAAAGGAGACCUCUUUGUCAACAAAAAUUUUUUUUACUGCAGCCAGCCGAAUACAGGACUAUGGAAUAUGCGUGUCGGGGAAAACACGAACAACGCCGCGCGGCUCUCGUGGAAAAUACAAUGGCUACGCGGUCUGUCAGUUCUAAAAUUUCAGAUGCUCUGCGGCACGGGUUAAUAUUAUCCGAUCUGACCAAAAUUUUCAGGGAUUUAUUUUCUCAUAUAAGGGAACAACUUUGGGGGGAGGAAUCAAAAAAAUUGCAAAAAAAUUUUCGACCAUGUAAAUAAGGACCACCCUAUGCAACAUAUUCGUGAAGAAAAAAUUUUCAGAACGAGAAUUUGUUCAAAAAUGAAGAAUUUGCAAAAUUUUAACUGCUCAGUUAAACCCUCAAUGUAGUUCCGGGUUUGACGACAAUAGGCCAAAUGAACGCGAAAUCUCAAAUACUUGAAUACUUUCUGUCAACUGAAUGUUUCAAUAGUAAACUUUUUAAAAAUUCGUUGAAAAUGUGGUGGUCGAAAUAUUUUAAGAAAUCUGAGAUAUUUAAAAAAAAACAGAUAUUAAAAAAAACGCGAUACAUAUUUAAUAAAAUUAUGAGAACUGUAGAAAUACUUGCUAGGAUCGACCAAAAAACGUACUUCACAAAACCAGACUAAUUCUCUUUUAGUCAACUGAUUGUUUCAAUAGUACACUUUUUAAAAAUUCGUUGAAAAUGUGGUGGUAAAAGGUAUGCAGAGGGAUUCAACCAACACAUUAUUUUUUCAAUGAACUUCUUACCCCAGUUUACCUGGCCAUCCAAUUUGGUGUAUUAAGCUAUUAAAUAGAUAUGUUUAUGACCUGCGUAUCGACAGGUCAGUUCCUUAGGAAAGAAUAUCUUCCCUGUUUGCUAUCAAGAUGAUUUUGUCAACGAGAAAAGUAUCAGAAAACUUUGAUCGUAUGUCUCUGAUGCCGCGUUGUGAUGAAUCAAAAAGGCGCAGGGAGAGGAUGUCAGGUUUCUGACAUAAUUUCUUUGGACGUUUUCUUGAAAUUCACAUGUUUUUCUUUAGAUUUUUAGUUCAAUGAUUCUGUAAAAAAAAAAAAAUUAAAAAAAAACAAUUGUACAAAUUGGUUUGAAUUUACAUCAGCUGCUCUUGCUUCGAAGUUUGAGAGUUCAUCGCCACAAGUCGCUGCUUGUUGACUGUUUUCUGCAGGUUAUUGCAUUUCAUGUUGGCGUUCGCAAGCGCUUCUUCCAGACACGUAAUGUCUUUUCGACAUUUGUUGUAAUUUAGCUGCAGCUCUAAUAUAUCAUUCUGCGUUUUGCAAGCGAAUGCUUUAGAUUCGUUCCAAGUCACUUCCAGCUUACACAGCCGCAUAUCGUGCUCAAGAACAUCAUCAUCAAUAAUAAUGACUUCUGGCCAGUCAUUGAUAUGACUGUAAGGGGAUUGAAUGCUCUGUCAAAACACGGAGAGAUGUAAUAAACAUAGGUUGGCACCUAACAUGAACUUGAAUUAGAUAAGCACACUUAUUUAUAAAUUUCUUACCAACAACUUGCAAAAAAUUGGGGUGUCCAGUACAUCUGUUAUCCGCAACAUGGAGAAAUACAGUUGAGUGGAACGCCUCAUGUGCUUUAUUAGUACACACUUCUUCAUCUGCCACUGAAAAUAUUUGUGUUCCAAUGGCUGAAAAGGACACAUAAAUAGACAGGUUUACAUUUCAGUCUUUCUUCUUAAAACGGACGAGCUAGAUGUAUGUCAAUGGGAGAAAACCUUUUGCAAGUUGCUCUAAUUUAUGCCCAUGCUCAGAUGAUGGAACAGCAUAAAGGUGAUAAAGUAGAGAAUAGCACAUACGUAAAGGUGAAGUAUCCAGAAUUUUGUAUUUUUAGCCUCCAACAGAGCACAAUGAUAUUAGACUAUCAUAAAUGGAAACUGUUUUUUUGUCAUGAGAAUACUUGAUAUGCAAAUGUAGUGUCCAAUUUUAUUUUUUUCAACACUUCCAUUAUAUAAAAUCUGGAUAUCAUCUGCCAAAACAGGCAUCUACAUUCGACGAGUAUAUGUGAUAAUGUUCCUUUUGUUCAAAUGACGAAAUGACCAUGGUAUAGAAUUUUAUAUUCAAAUCUUUCAUAUAUGUAAAAUAAAAUUUUACUUGCCACUUUGUAAAAUUCGGAGGAUGUUUGUCUGCUCACUGUAUAAGUUGUAAGACCUCCGAGACAGGCUAUCUUGAUUAAACAGAUUGAUUUUUAAAAAAAUGAACAACGUUAACAAAAAUUACAUUUUUAAUUAAAAAUAAAAAAAUAAAAAAAAAAGUAUAAAAUGAACUAAAACAACUACAAAGUAGAUAUAAUCGAGAAGUGAUUUUAAAAAUAUGUAAAUAAUAAUAAGAAAACGAACACAGAAAAAGAAAACCUACCCACUAUUCUUGUUCAGAUCGAUUAUCGACUGACGAUACCUAUCCAUCACAUCCACUUGUGAUCGGAAAUGACCAACAAAGGUUUCAACGAGGAAAAUAAUGCUUUCCCGAUGUAAUUUAUGUAAGACGUCGAAUCAUCACAUUUUACUAUUUCAUGGGGUAGAUCAUCCACUAACACUUGGUAACGAUUUUGCUGAACAGUUUGCAAUACGAGUAGCUGUUCAAUGUUAUCGUUCGUGAAUAAUAUUGAAGGCGGAACUGAAAUUUCUAUGUCCUGAUUGUCGGCUUUGGCUUCAUGUAUGUAAUUCUUCGUCGAAAUUCGCGAGCGAUUGAUUCAAAGUUUUAUUCGAGUCAAAUUCGACCUUUUAUUAUGUGCUUUGCAAGUUAGCAGAGACGGGCGUGGGCGGAUAUCCGAGUUGCAUUUUCCUGCAGACCGCAAUUUUGCAACCAAAGUUGUUUGGCAAUAGGAUCUUUUGGAAUGCUGUAACACAUACAUAUAUAAUACAUACUGUUCCCAGCAUUCUCAAGGACUCGUCUCAUAGAUCACUUUGUUGCUCGCAAAUCAGUGUUGUCUAUUCACGCUUCCAUACUUCGUCUCGUUGCGAGUGAUUACUAAGUCGAUCGCGUCUAUCAAUUCUUUAAGGGUAUAGUCCUUUUUUGCAUCGGUGAUCACCACAUCAUACACGCGUGUCAGGAAAUCAUCUAGAAACAAAAAAAUAAUACAUGAACAACGAAAAAUAAUACUAUAGGAAGGAGGUAAAAGCGUAAAAAAAAAUGAAGUUGUUGACAAAAUAAUAUGUUCUGAGGGUUGGAAUCACCCGAAUCUGCAUCAUGUUAUGAGAGAAAUGAGAAAGAAUUGAAUUCAAAAUCUUUCAUAUAAAAUAAAAUUAUACUCACCACUUGUAAAAUUGGAAGUAUGUUUGUCGGCUCACUGUACAAAUUUGAGACCUCCAAGACAGACUGUCUUGAGUAAACAAAUUGAUUUUUAAAAAGAUAAACAAUUUUAACAAAAAUUGCAUUUUUGAUUAAAAAUUUAAAAAAUCAGCAAAAAAACGUAUAAAAUAAACUAAAACACAGAGUAGAUAAUAUAAUCGAGAAGUAAUUUAAAAAAUAUAUAAAUAAACAAUAAAAAAAACGAACACAGAAAAAGAAAACCUACCCAUUAUGGGUUUAAUGAAAUUGAAACCUCAAAGAUUUGAGAACAUGGAAAACAGAUAUUCUCUAACGUAUCCUGAUUCAAUUUACUUGUGCACAAAUACUUGAUAUUUUGGUUCAUGAUACAUCACCGCCACGCGUUCUUUUUUUCAUCGUCGAGGAGAAAUAAAUAUAAUGGCUAGAGUAAAAUAUUCUAAGAAAACAUCACCGCCACGUUUCGGCUUAAAGAAGACCGUAUGCGUAAUUCUACCGAGGGUAGAUGUAAACGAAUUCCUCAGAGAAAGAAGAAGACGAAGCUUGACAAUUACUGUAAGAUUCUUCUCAUCUUUGAACAAUAAUAAUAAAACUGCUCUAAUGGUUUGAAUCAUACCUUUAAAACAAGGUGGUUGAUAUCUGAAUGCAAAAUUUUCCUCCAUUUUUUAAAAUAUGUAACACCAGAUCUCAACGUAAAUUGUUUUUUUCUGAAAAGCAAAUUAUAAUUAGUAAGACACGAUUUUAGAAAAACAAAUAGACUGGAUACCAAUUUAAACUCGAAAUGAAAGAGAAAAAAAAUCUCAUAAAAAAUAGACAUAUAAGACGAGCCCUGUAAAAUAUCAGUUACCUAUUUAUACCUAUUAUUUUGAAGUUAUCGUAUGAACUCACCUAUGGAAUAUACGAUAAGGGUAGUAAAAGGUACAUUAACAAUAUACAAGACCUUUGUCUUUCUGUAUUUUCCGUAAGUACUUGGGAUCGUAGUAAACGUCAGGCAUCUGUCUGUAGGUACCUCGGUCGUUUCUUUGAAUCAAAUUUUUGCGUAUCAGUUUUCGUAGCUCCAGUCUUUUUACUUCUUCUCUAGCUGCAAAAAAUGUGAAUACCUACAUAUUUGUGACGUAUACGUUUCUUAGUCUGACCAGUAUAUCUUACUUCCUGGGAGUAGUUCAUACGACUUCUUCGGUAAACUCAACUGUAGAAGUAUUUCCUUUUCAAUUGCAGACAGGUUUUUGAGAUUACGCUUUUUAGUAUUUUGGUUUCCGGUCAUCAUGUUCCGUAUUUUCACGGAAAUUGCUGGCGUCAACAAUUUAAUUUUAAAUAUCAAUCCUACACCAAAUUGGUUCCCAAAUUUUUUCAAAAAAAAGUCGUAGCUACUUAUUUCAAUCUAGCUGUACAGACUCAAUCAAGAAAAAUAGUAAAAUCUGUUCGACACAAUGGCUAUAGUAAAGGUACGUAAAAAAAUUCCAGAGCUUUUUUUGCGAAAAUUUUAUACCGAAACAUUGUACAUAUUAUAUCAACUGAACAAAAAUACGAAUAUCUAAAAUACGUAAGUAAGUAAUCAGAUAUUAUUCUACAAAUGCCACACACUUUUAAAAUCCAUUCGAAGUAGCAACAAAUCCGGACAUCGACUCGAAAAUUCAUCAAAAAUACCACAUCGCGAGUUUCGUACAAAUAUUCGCGCUCCACAAUCGCAGGAAACGUUCCAGAUGGUAUUGGGACUGGAAAAAUGUUGCACUCCUUUGAUUGAGUAGUUUCAUACUCUUUCAUCGAUAUACAGGGUGGCCCAGUUAUGAGUGUGGUCAUUUUUUAAAAAAAUUUUUAUUUUUUAUUUUUUUUAUUAUUUCAAUUUUGAGAUCAAUUUUGAGGCGAAAUGGAGCGUUCCACGAGAAAAAUACAUCGACCAAACUUGUAGAGAAUUGAAUUUCCAACAACCUAUAAGGCAUUCAUUUUUCUCCAGAAUGCGUAGUUUUUCCGUUUUUUUCAAAAAACAAAAAUCUUACGAUGAUAUUGAAAAUUUUUCUUAUUUUAAGCAAAAACGGAAAAAAUAUGCAUUCUGGAGAAAAAUGAAUCUCUUAUAGGUUGUUGGAAAUUCAAUUCUCUACAAGUUUGGUCGAUGUAUUUUUCUCGUGGAACGCUCCAUUUCGCCUCAAAAUUGAAAUAAUAAAAAAAAAAAUAAAAAAUAAAAAAUUAAAAAAAAAUGAGCACACUCAUAUAACUGGGCCACCCUGUAUAGUUCGGUUUCGAUGACGUUGUCCUAAAGUGGUGAUAUUUCGUGAUACCAGGUACCGUUUUUCCACUUUGAAAAAAAGAAGCCCAAUCAUACGUAGGGAUAAACGUGGCUCCAUUACUCUCAUGUCCAACGAUGAUGGGAGUAAUUGAAUUUUUGUCUGGGGUCGCAUCGAUUGCAAUUUGAGCCACAUCCUUUAAGCAGUGCGCCUUACUCAUACUCAAUUUCCUCUUAAAUAAACCAAAAUAACAAUCAGGCGCAAAUUUGGUAUGGCCUGCCGGUAGAAACGAAAUUUGGACUUUCUUGUGUAAAUUGUUUGCUACCCGCCAUGUCAAAUACUGGAGUACGUAUCGGUUUUUAUUCUGCCCACAGCAGUUGUCCGCAUGGCAGAUGACUUUGUUCUCUCCAAGAGAAAAGUUUUCGAAAAAAUGGUGCACCAUUGAUAUCACCGUAUUCGCUCCUUUUCCAGUACCGCUUGCUUCUGGGAUUAUGCAGAGAAAAAAUUUGUUGAUGGGUUCGACAGCGAUCCCAAAUAACGCUACUUUGUACCCAGCAAGGAAGUAUAACGCACCGACCUGUUGACUGUCACAUGGAAGCAGUAUUUGUUGAAAUGUUGAGCAUAAUCGAAUGAAAUAAUUUAUAUUGAAAUGAAUUGAACUGAAAGUUAAACAAAAAUUAUAUUUUUUUAAAAUUUUUAUUAAUUUUACAUUAAAUUACAAUAUAUUUAAUUAUUAACCCUUUCGCGCCGAAUAUUGGUUUUUAGAUUUGGAUCAAAUUUUUUUUAUGGAAAUGUUCCUCAAGGUAAUGCUAAGAAAUGAGAAUUUUUUCGGUUUGCAUACUUCACUCCAACUCAGAGUUUUUGAGGCGGGAAUACAUAUUCCCAGCAGGUUUGGUGGGAAUUUUGUCCCGGGACAUAUAUGACCCAGUAGUACUGUGAUCCUGAUGGGACACCUGGGAACUUCAAAGUAUGUAAAUUGAAUAAGAUCGAUCAAAAACGUAUUUAUUCUCUAUAAAACAAAGUUACAAAUGGUCACUUAUGAUAAGUAGGGAAACAUGGCACACACUUACUGCAGAUCGUUUUGACACGUUUUUCUACUUUUUUGUCCUUCCUACAAAGAGCACAUAGUCUUCUUUUCUCAGUUACGUACAGAGCAUGAUCUCCAAUUUUCUAUUUAUUCGAUGGAUUUAUAAUACCUACUUGGUUUUACGAAGGUAUGGACAAAAUAUUACGUUGUCCAUUUUACCCUCGUAAAAAAGGAACCAGCAUAUGUUCUUCUUCUUUUCUCUGAAGGUCUUAAGCCCAUUUGGCUUUUUGUUUGCUAAAUGUCACUGAGAAAGAAAAAGAAAUGAGAGCAACCUAUCUUUGUGGCGGUGAGGUUGGGGAAAAAAGUGGGCGACACAUUUUGCAUUACAUUUAAAAGUAUCUUAUUUGUAUUGACUAUACAUAUUAUACGAUAGGGAAAUAAACAAUUAGAUGAAUUAUUCUUUUUUUGUUUUUUCUUUUUCGCCGUUCAGCUUCCGGUCGAGUAUGCUCAGUGCCCUGCAUGCCAAGUCGUAUCCUAUGAGCAUGCCCAUUAUGGUUUUAACUGAACGUGUCGGCAGUUUUGCUGACACAAUCGACGGCCGUUUUUCCGAGGGCGGAUAUCGCACAAAGAAUUUCCAAGUAUCGGCUUUCUUUCCUUCUUCUGUCAUCUAUUUUUCAAAAAAAAAAAAGGAAGAGGGGAGGGGGGAACAAAAGAUCAUUAGUUUAGUCAGUUCAUUAUGACUUUGAUUUUAUUUAUUUUUCUAAAGUUUUAUGGUCCCAUUUUAUCCAUUUUUUACGAUGAGUAAUUCCAAAUUGAGAAGUAGGUAGGUUCGUAUACCUACUUCUUUUGUUUAGGAGAGGCAGAAAAUCUGUCUUUGAAGUUAAUUGAAAUUUUAGGACUUUGCAUUUUAUGCUUGACUUUUAAGUAGUUUUGAGGUUUAGAAAAUCGCCUAAAAUCAAAUUUUAUAAUGGGUAGGUAAUGCCUAUUUAUUGAAUUUUUUCGAUUGUUAUUUAUUUUUUAUUCAUUGGAUAUUUAUUCCAAAAUUCAGUUUUUUGUAAAAUAGUUCAAAAGUUUUCUUUUUGUAAUUUUGAAUCGAAGACAAAUUCAUUUUGAUGUAGGUAGGUAUACCUACCUGACUGAAAUAUCGUCUAAAUCGUGAUUUUUGACGUUGACUUUCCUCGAGGUUGUUGGGGACUCCAUUUUAAGUGAAAAAUGGAUGGUUUUGAAAAAAAAAAAAAUCUUCAAAAAUUUUCUUUUUGGUAGGUACCUAUUGGGUUAAAAUUGAUUUAUUUUUGGAUUAUUUAUUAAAAUCUUCAUUCGUGAGUAUGAGCCAUAGCUUUUGUAUCGAUUUUCUCGAAAAAAUUGGGUAAUUUGCAAAAUUGCAUUUAGGUAGGUACCUAUUUAAUCUAAAUUUUACUUUUUUCAGUUUAAAUUUUGCUUAUUUAUUCUCAAUCCGUUAAGAAUGUUCAGUUUUUUGUGGUUUCUUCUUCGUACGAAGAAGAAAGGAAAAUCAUGACCAAAAAUCGACAGAAAUUGUUUGGUAGGUACCUAUCUGAAUUUUUAAUUUCUCCAAUGGUUUCAAAAUAAGGUUAUUUUUAAGUAAAUGUACAUUAAGUUUUAUCGGAAGAAAGUUCUUUUAAUUUUAGAAAGAGAAUUUUCAAUUUUUGGAGAAAUUUUGGAAGGUGCUAGUUUUCUUUAUACGCGAUCCACGAAUUUACAACUGAACUCAUGAGCAUUCUAAUGAAAACUUUCUUCCACCACUUCCGAGAUUUACGCCCCAGUUCGUACAACGACAUUUUUUGAUCUGACAAAUCCACACCGCCCAUAAUAUCGUUGUAUGUGACGGUCAUGGCUGGACAGUCAAACUCUUCUUUUUCUCCAUUUUUCAAUUUACGAUUAAUUUUCACCGUUUCCGGACCAUGGCAGUUUGAUAGAACGUUAACUUCUUUGCAAUCUUGCCAAUUGCUGGCAGUUGAGCCUUUGUUAUUUACUUGGUACCGAACAUCGCCUCGUUGCAUUUUGAUUUUUUGAAAUUUUGGAGUAGAAUUUUUAGUGGAGUUUCAUCGUAAAAUUGCACGUGUGAUCCAGCAUACUCUCAAUUUUCUGAUUGGGUAUGUUUCCGAAGAGGCUAAAUAUUGGAUCCAAGUUACAUUAUACCUCGAAGUGCAGUAUCUUGGGAUCUGCUUUUUGUUAACUACAGGUCACCUUUUGAACUCACACUCUCCUCUUCGAUUUGAACAAACUCAUACUCUCCUCUUCGAUUUGAACGAACUCAUACUCUCCUCUUCGAUUUGAACGAAACAAAGCUGCAUAGUUCAUUUCAAUAGGUACAUUUUGUCUGCGAUGUUAUAUGUCUUCCGCCACAAUUUUCUUCUUUGUAAAACAUGAAAUAAUAAUCUGGGAAUCAAUGCGCCUUCAGGAAACUCAUUUUGGUUGUAACACCUGUCAACUUUGAGAGAUGAGUACGCCGUAAGUAGUUACUACUUACACACUGUAAGUAGUUACUAUUUACAGCGUACUCAUCUCUCCAAGUUGACAAGUGUUACAACAAAAAUGAGUUCCCUUAUUCGUGAGAUAUAUAUUUUUAUUUUUCGCAGACCAUUAUGGUCAUUGGUCACCAGAAGAACAUCAUAAUCAACUAGUCAAUGGAAGUUUUAAUGGAAGUUUUCCAAAACUUCAACUAUCGUAUUAUUCUUCUUUUUUUCUUGUUAUUUGUAAUGAUGUAUUUUCAUCAGAUCAUAAAUCCAAUAUCCUACUAUGGUGUAAUAAUCUUCUAAUUAUAAGCACCAAAAAAAAAAAAAAAAAAAAAAUAUCCUACUAUCAUUGGUCCCAAUAUACGUAGGGGGCAUUUACCCUAA
Messenger RNA from Planococcus citri (citrus mealybug), 17512 nucleotides. Its product is annotated as serine/arginine repetitive matrix protein 1-like. Bases 897 to 2030 code for a protein of 377 amino acids. Lineage: Eukaryota; Metazoa; Arthropoda; Insecta; Hemiptera; Pseudococcidae. The record is from RefSeq and is a predicted model, not a curated record. The transcript is spliced from 3 exons.